AUGACCGUCCAACUGACCCCUUGCGCGAGAAAGCUGAUCGAGAUCCGACCAAAGGAACUGCUCGUUUCGCCCGCCAGGAUCGAUCCAAAACGCAAGCGACACGCCCAGACCCAGAAGAACCAGCGCGAUCGCAUGAAGGCCGCCCUUGAGCUGAUGGCCAGAACGCUGGAGGCAAGGGGCGUAGACACUGCAGGGACCAGAGCGGAGGUGGUCGAGGCUGCUGUGGAAUACAUCCUCAGCCUGCAGACGGAGAUGGACUGA
Molecule: messenger RNA, 261 nt
Organism: Aspergillus puulaauensis
Lineage: Eukaryota; Fungi; Ascomycota; Eurotiomycetes; Eurotiales; Aspergillaceae
Exons: 3
Coding region: 1-261 (86 amino acids)
Molecular function (GO): protein dimerization activity
Source: RefSeq, a predicted model, not a curated record